This is a messenger RNA of Ceutorhynchus assimilis (cabbage seed weevil), 5169 nucleotides long. The record is from the annotation of a GenBank genome assembly. Lineage: Eukaryota; Metazoa; Arthropoda; Insecta; Coleoptera; Curculionidae.
GCCCACUAUUGCAUCAGAAUUAGUCGAGCAAAUUUCGCACUUGAAAAGACAUACUCGAUUGAUUUAUUUAAAUUUUGAUUAGGUGUUUUUGAGAACAAUAUCCUCAGGAUUCAUCAAAAAGUUACUGAUGAAGUAAGGAUAUGCAAAAACUGCAUUUUGCGAAGUUUAUCUUUGUUAAUUAUCGACAUAUAAUUUCCUCCACUAAAGCAACAUGCGCCUAGGCCCAGACGUGUCCAAGGUGCCCCAAAAAUGCUUUUCAGUGCCAUUCGCUUUUUUUAACAGUACAGUAUUAUUAUUGGUAUUAAUGAGCGCAAAAUGAGAUAAACGGUGAACCACCGCGAAAUGAAGUAUUUAUUUUAAUUACUUAUUAGUUCAGCGACCAAUUUUAGUUAAAGUAUAUCAGCCCCAUAGUCAAACUAACGAAAAAAAAGCUAAUUUUCUACCUGAGCGCUUGACGAAUAUAUUGUUUAAGGUUUUUGUUGUUACUUGUACUACAAUAAAUUUAAUAUUUGCUCCACUUUAAAUUUGAAUAGUGUUGUGAGUGACUGGUUGUUAUACCUAGUGAAUUAUUUCAAAAAUUCUACAAAACAACAAUUCAUUUGUCUUCGAAAAUAAAUUAUUUCGUCAAUUAUCGCCAAUUGUUGUCAAUUUUGCUAAUUGUCUCAAUAAGAUUUGAGACGUGUUGGUCUGGGCUGCUGCUGAAAAUUUAUAUUAGUUUCACACGUUGCAGUGAUAAAUUUGUGUUUUAAAAUAAAUCAAAAAUGCCUAUCAUGGAAGAAAUUCGAUACGUUUUCAAUAUUGACCCCAGGGAUAAGAUGCGAAUGCCAACAUGGGCCCAAACCCAACGAUCCUUGAGCCGCAAAAAGUUGAUUCUCCAAAGCGAUGACACCAAAUUAGCUAAAGUGUUAUCCACAUUAGAUCUCACAGCGCUAGGAAUUGGCAGCACUUUAGGAGUAGGAGUUUACGUUCUAGCUGGAGAAGUUGCCAAAACUACCGCUGGACCGGCUGUGAUUAUUUCAUUUUUAAUUGCUGCUUUUGCUUCCAUAUUGGCAGGUUUAUGUUAUGCUGAAUUUGGAGCUAGAGUGCCAAAGGCGGGUUCUGCCUAUGUCUACAGUUACGUCUGUAUAGGAGAGUUUUUCGCUUUCAUUAUAGGCUGGAAUCUUAUAUUAGAAUAUCUUAUAGGUUCAGCAUCAUGUGUGAAAGCACUAUUUCUCUAUUUCGAUAAUUUGGCGAACAACACAAUGUCGCAUUUUUUUCAGCAAACAAUGCCGAUGAAUGGUGGUCAAAUUGCAACUUAUGCUGACAUAUUUUCUUUAGCCCUAUCUAUUGUGUUUGCUGUCGCCCUAGCCUUUGGAGCCAAAGAGUCGUCACUAGUCAACAAUGUAUUCACAUUUGUGAAUAUUUGCAUAGUUUUGCUAGUUAUUAUUUCUGGAAUAUUUAAAUCUGAUCCGAAGAACUGGAACCGAACAGCCCAAGAAGCCAUGGGGAUAGGAUUGGGUGGUUUUGCCCCCUAUGGCAUUAAAGGCAUUAUUAAGGGAGCUGCAAAGUGUUUUUAUGGAUUUAUUGGGUUUGAUUGUAUAGCAACAGCAGGCGAAGAAGCAAAAACUCCCCAAAAAUCCAUCCCUAUUGGUGUGGUCAUGUCUCUAUUGAUUGUAUUUUUGGCUUAUUUUGGAAUGUCUACAGUUUUAACAAUGAUGCUUCCAUAUUAUGAGCAAGACACUACUGCCCCCUUACCCCACGUUUACGAAAAAAUUGGAUGGACUGCUGUAAAAUAUGUUGUUAGUAUUGGAGCUUGUUGUGGUUUAUUUUCAAGUUUAUUAGGUGCUAUGUUCCCUCUGCCAAGAAUCAUCUACGCCAUGGCUUCAGAUGGAUUAUUAUUCAAGACACUAGCCAAAGUCCAUCCAAAGUUUCAAACACCAUUUAUGGGCACCCUAGUAGCUGGUGCUAUCACAGGAAUUUUAGCUUGUAUCUUUGAACUCAGCAAGCUAACGGAAAUGAUGUCUAUUGGGACACUUUUGGCGUAUUCCAUGGUAGCAGCAUGCGUAUUAGUAUUGAGGUACGCUCCAGAUUCAAAAAAGUCUGACUCUGCCGAAACAAUUACCUUCCAGACAUUUAUUAUGCAAAUUAUAUCUCCAACGACUACUUAUCCAACUCAAGUAACUUCUACAGUUGUUUCUUGGCUUAUAAUAAUUUUUUUCAUGCUUUGUUUUAUUAUGUCUGGUUUAAUGACUAUUUUUGAUGAUAGCCUUUACAAUGGAGAACUAUGGUUAAUUAGCAUCUGUUUGGUACUUGGAGUAUUUUUGAUUAUUUUGCUUUAUACUGUUUCCUGUCAGCCUACAUCAGACGCUAAACUUGGGUUUACAGUUCCAAUGGUUCCUUGGAUUCCCGGCAUAAGCAUUUUCAUCAACAUCUACCUUAUGACUAAUAUUAACAAAGAUACAUGGCUCAAGUAUGUCUAUUGGAUGUUUAUUGGUUUAGUAAUUUAUUUUACUUAUGGAAUAUGGCACAGUAAUGAACGAUCUCCGCCGCUAACUGCAAACAACAGAGUUAGAACAAAUUCAACAAGGGAAAAUGGACAUGCUAAGGGUUAUUAUGGAGCCACAGUGGCUAGCAAAACUGAAACUGCUGUUGAAGAAAAUCUGUGAUUAUUUUUUAGAAUAGAUCAGGUCUGGUUUAACAAGAUCCCAAUCAUUGUCUGAACGAUUUUGUUUGAUCCAGCUGAGCUGUCGUAAACCAAUCUAGGCAUUAACAUUAAAUCUCCCUAGCUUAUUCAAUGGCCUUUAAAACCAAUUAGUACUGUUUCAAAUUAUAAAGUUUGAGAAGUUGGCCUUUCCCCUUCCCCUUUUCUCUCUUCUCUUCCAAGAAACCUGAAACUGGCUCAAAAUUACUGAGAAUAUGCAAAAAAUUAUCACUUUUGCAUGAAUUUUUUUUAGCUUUUUGACUUUAACUUGUUUUUAGUUUAUAGGCUGCAUCAGCGGUUCACGAUGCGAGAAAUACCACACGAGACCGUCUCGUCUUCUAUUUUCAUUUGAUCACAACCAUUUCGAAACUACAGAUUCAAUGCAAAUGCUUUUCUGAAAUCAAAGUAGAUCGGCCUUCAACAUAAUGGAAAAAAAAAACCUAGGUAUCUGAGAAAAAAUUCAUAUAGAUAUUGCUGAUGUCUAAACCCUAAACGAUAUUGUCAUUACCUGGCUCCGAAAACCUCAGAAAUGAAGGUCAAUAUACAUUCCCUUAUUUUAAACAAAAGACAGUAAUGGCAGUUUUCCACAGCGCCAUAAAUGUACCAAAACUAAAAUUAGAGGUUUGUUUGUUUGUGUUGUGCGGGGCAGCACUUCCUGCUUUGGAGCGUUCGUUUGUGAGCGUUUUAUAUGGGUGUAUCUGCCAUAAUAUGAAAUAUUACAGCUUAGUUCGUUAAUAAUUUGAUUUACUGCAGGAUCCUAGUUAUCAUUUAGACUAAGGAUUUUGAACCGGUGAUAUCCACAUUUGCCCCCUAAAUGUCCAAUAGUGGAUAGAAGAACCUUUUAGAAGUUACCUCUGUUGUGGUUUCUUGAGAAAAUAAUGGACAAAACUGAACUGAUAAGAACAACACUAUCGUUGACCUCUCCAAAAUAUAUUGUACCGUAAAAGUACAACCAGUCACAAAUGCUUUUUGUGUGAGUGAUUUAUCGUACCGUGUACCGUGUACCUACAGCCUUCAUCAAGGAUAAUCACAGGACACAAUUUUUUUUUUCAAUUUUAAUUAGCAAACAAACAACUCCAAUCUGAUUUCCAUUGAGAAAACUGAUUGAAAUGGUUCAGGUUUAUUUGGGUCUAUUGCCAAAACAGGCUUAUUUAGAAAUUUUAUACCUCGCACUGGGAUGUACAUGACUGCCACAAAACAAGUACUUACCAAUUUUUUUUGCCUUGAAUGUGGAUUGCUUUUUAAUAUAUGUAUAAGAUGCAUUGAAAAAUUAUCUAGUUGUAGAAUUUUGUACACCAAGCCGAACGUGCUUUAUUUAUUUACUAUAACUAAAUUAUUUUUAGAUUGAUUGAAUUUAGUUAGUUUUUAAAUAAGAAGUAUUAUUAUUUUAUGACUGAAAAUAAGGAUUACUUUUUGUAUUACAUAUUUGUUUUUAUGUAUUGGAUAAAAAAAUAUACACAAAUAAAAAACAUAGGAUUUUUCAAAUAAAUGUAUUACAAUAACAUAGUCUUUAUACAAUUUUUACAAUAAUAUAAGACAAUAAUUAAUUAAUUUGUGGAACGUGAAACUAACAUUUAAAAUAGAAAAAAUAAAACAAUGAUGUUAAGGCAAGGAGCACAAUUUACUUAUGUACAAACAAACAUUAUUAGUAAAAAAACUUUGGCUUACAAAAAAUAACAUUUUUGUAUAUUGUACAGAUUUGGUCGAUCAAAAGGCAUGCCUUAUACAGAUGUCUCCGAAAAAGCAUAUUAUGAAAGAACAGACUAGAAGUAAUCUCAUGAGCAUAAACAUGGCCUUGAUGUUUUUUGUAGGCCUUAUUUUGUGUAGGACUUUACAAGUCAGCCGAAGAACUUUCCUAUCAAGCAGGAUUAAUUUUGAUUUGAAAAAAAUAAAUUAUUUAUGAAAACAACAAGCCAAAUACUAGACUUUCCUGUGAGGCGCUUUUUUAUGAUUUACUUUACCCAAUGAAUCGUUUUCCGAUCCCGAACUAUGCAUACCUUUGGAACUUCUACCAUUACUCCUAGGCUGAGGCUUUUUAUAGCCUCGUCUAUCAUCUCUAUCCCCAUAAGGACUAUAACCUCUCGUGGGAGGGGGUGAAGCACCAUAUUCUGAAUCAUAUGGCGGAGAAGGGCUCCUCCUGUUAUAUCUGUCAUACUCUGAAUAUCCAGUGGAUUCUGGGGUAUAUCUACCUCCAACUGGUGGUGGGGAACUCAUUCUUCCUAAUGGAGGUGGUCUAUGAUCCCCUGGGAACAUUCCAGGAAGAGGCAUGAAUGGUGGCAUUCCACCCAUAUCACCUAAACGUGGUGGCAUCAUGCCUUCUAAAGGAGGUGGGGGUAAAAAGGGGGUUACACCUAAAGGUGGUGGUGGUAAAAACGGAGGUGGAGGCAUACCAGGAAUUGGAGCGGAAGGCAUGUGAUCUCUUGGGUUAUAAAGAGGUGGAGGUGAUUGAGUUGGGUCGAGAGGUGGUGGGGAAAUCGGCAUUUCCCCAU